UGGGUUUCACACACUGGACCUGAGCAGUGGACACAGCAACCGGACAGCUCCAAGUCACAAUGGACGCUGAAGGCCUGGCACUCCUACUGCCCCCGACCACUCUGGGAGCCCUGGUGGACAGCUGGCUUCGGGAGGACUGCCCAGGCCUCAACUAUGCAGCCUGGGUCGCUGGAGCAGCCCCCUCGAAGGCUGUGCUGUGGGCCAAAUCCCCUGGGGUACUUGCGGGGCGCCCUUUCUUUGAUGCCAUCUUUGCCCAACUCAACUGCCAGGUAUCCUGGUUCUUCCCUGAGGGAUCGAAGCUGGUGCCAGUGGCCAAGGUGGCUGAAGUCCAGGGCCCUGCCCACUGCCUCCUGCUGGGGGAACGGGUGGCCCUUAACAUGUUGGCCCGCUGCAGUGGUGUGGCCAGUGCUGCUGCAGCUGCUGUGGAGGCUGCCAGGGGGACCGGCUGGACUGGGCAUGUGGCUGGCACGAGGAAGACUACACCAGGCUUCCGGCUGGUGGAGAAGUAUGGGCUCCUCGUGGGUGGGGCCUCCACACACCGCUAUGACCUGGGAGGGCUGGUGAUGGUGAAGGACAACCACAUUAUGGCAGCUGGUGAUGUGGAAAAGGCUGUUCGGGGUGCCCGGCAGGCGGCUGACUUCUCGCUGAAGGUGGAGGUGGAGUGCAGCAGCCUGCAGGAAGCGGUGCAGGCAGCCGAGGCUGGGGCCGACCUCAUCAUGCUGGACAACUUUGGGCCAGAGGAGCUGCAUGUCACGGCUGCUGCGCUGAAGGCCCAGUUUCCAUGUGUGGCUGUGGAAGCCAGCGGAGGCAUCACCCUGGGCAGCCUCCCUCAGUUCUGUGGGCCCCACAUCGAUGUCAUCUCUUUGGGCAUGCUGACUCAGGCUGCCCCGGCCCUCGAUUUCUCCCUUAAGCUGUUUGGGGAAGUGUCCCAUUCACCACCCUCUCAAAUCCACUGAUCUUAAAGCCAAAGAGGAUGAUGGGUUAAACGUGGCUUGCUGGGACCCUGGAGGUUACACCCUUUAGGGUCAGUGGCUAGCAGGGCACACUUGGUGUUAGCCUGGGCUCAACUCCAGCUCUGCCACCUACCGCUUGUGUGACCUAGCAGGGUUGACUUCACCUCUGCUCACCUCAGUUUCCUAAUCUGCAAAUUGGGUCUAAAAAUGAUUAACUUCAUGAGACUUGGGGGGUGAUAAUUAACACAUAGUAAGUGAUCAGCAAAUGCUAAAAAUUAUCAUAGUUCACGUAUUCUAAGAUGCAAUUUUUUUCACGUGUUACCUUCGUAGAAGUCAGUGUGCCUGCUUAAUCACGGUGUCGCACAAUCACCGUCAGCCAGGUUCUGUCCUCAGGAAGUCUUUGUGGCCUGUUCAUGCAUCUCAUGUAUACAAAUGGUUCAACUUACGGUUUUUUGACUUUACCCUGGUGCAAAAACAAUACAUAUUCAGUAGAAACCUCACUUCAAGGACCCAC
Otolemur garnettii (small-eared galago) is the source of this 1467-nucleotide messenger RNA. It is a transcript of the gene QPRT, whose product is annotated as quinolinate phosphoribosyltransferase. NCBI's taxonomy places the organism in Eukaryota, Metazoa, Chordata, Mammalia, Primates, Galagidae. Gene Ontology annotation, molecular function: nicotinate-nucleotide diphosphorylase (carboxylating) activity. Gene Ontology annotation, cellular component: cytoplasm. The record is from RefSeq and is a predicted model, not a curated record. The transcript is spliced from 4 exons. Gene Ontology annotation, biological process: NAD+ biosynthetic process; quinolinate catabolic process. Bases 60 to 956 code for a protein of 298 amino acids.